UAGCAUCCUUAUCCAGCAUUGUAAGGAUAAGGAAGCUUUUAUUGCAUGCAAGAAAAUUGUUAACAAGAUGAGAAUAUAUUUUCCCUUGCAAACACACACGCACACACACACACACACACACACACACACACACACACACACACACACACACACACAAACAUGGUAUGCAUUUUCGAAAAUGGUUCCAAAUGAACUAAUCCUUAUGUCGACCAGCGUGUCCUGGGUAUCAUCAUUUUAUAGCAGACAAGGUACAACACGGUUUAUCUCCAUUUUCAAUGUUGCUCGCUAUCACUAGAGUCAGAAAGUGAUUCAAUUAGUUUACAUACCACCAGACUAACGAUAAGUUGGCGUCUGUAUUGCUUAGCUGAUUGAUUUACAAUCGCUUUUAUGGCGGUGCCGAUAAACGUCGCGUGCUACAAGUGAAAUGUGUCCCAUCUUUUCCCUCGUCGGGUCGAUGUUGAGCAACAAAAAAAAAAGAGAAUGUAAUCAUUAUCAAAUUAUUGCUGAUUACAUCUUGCCGCAAAUAGAAAUGCCCCUUUUUGCAAUUGUCUCGAAACCAAUAUCGAGCGAACGUGUACGCGUGUGUCUAGACUAGAGGCGAUAUGCUGUCAGUUUGGCGAUGUAUUUUCCACCCUCCAUAAGCAUCUGGCCGUCUCUGUUACGCUUACCCCGUGUUAGAUGCGCAUAACUCCACCACCAAAAACGUUCCACUCACCGCUGUUUGUUGGUGUAUGAAAAAUAUGCUGUCAGUAUGGUAUGAUACCGUACCGGGGGUUGCUAUAAAAAAGAAAAGAAACCGUUGUAAAAACGGUUAGACCUUCCGUUCGGCUUUUCAACUCGGCACGAGGUUUUCCCAUGCAAAGGAAAAGCAGGUUGUUGGCUGUUGCGUUUGCAGCGCACACUUUCGGCCAGUAGUUCUGCAUCUUCCGACUAGUGUGGAUGUGAUCAACCCAAAACCGUCCGACGGUGUACAGUGUGGAUCCUCUGUUCAGCUGUUCAGCAACCAGAUACAGAUAUUUAAAUCUAACGGCUAGCCGCGUGGGCUCCAUUUUUUUCUUGAUAGUGUGAUUCCGUGGUGAACCAGCAAGAAUUAAUUGUGCGCGAGAUAAUAGUGAAAUUGUUUAAAAAUUGUGCAAGUGAAUGUGAAGCAUUGUACGAGAAGCGAAACUAUUUCAAAAUUAAAUAAUGGAAAACUAUUGUUUAAUGGAGGCGCCUGGUCUUUUAUGCUACCGAAGCUAAUGUGUAGUGCGUUAAUGUGAUUUUACUCAUUAAAGUGUUACUGGUUUUUGGUAGAUGAGAAAAAAGUGAUUUUUUUUUAAAGUGAUCGCAAGAAAAAAAAUUUAAGGUGCAUUAAUCAACGCAAAGAACGAAUGAUGAAUGGUUUCGUUUAUGCGAACGAUGGCAAAACCAGGAACCCGGCGGCUACCGAUAGCCUACUUCAUUCCAGUGCGUUGCUGUGCUUGUGCGGUUGAGAAAUAAAUACUCCGGCAAACGGUCACCAAUCAAACAUUCAGCUUAAGUGCGGAUCUGAUCUAGUCUGGCUUGAAAACGGUGUUUUUUGGGAGUUACGACCAUCAGCAAAAUUUUCCACUUCAAUCAGCCGUUACACAAGCAGUUCGUUAGUGCACGAUUGUUCUACCAACCGAUGGAAAAAGCUCCUUACCCGCGCCAGCAGUGAAGCGGUAUAGUUUGGGCGAAACAGCUCGUCUAAAGUGUAAGUGAGCGAGUGACAUCUUUAAUGUGAUGAUGAUGGAAAUGAUUUAGAAAUAAUCUACUGAAGUCGUGGGUUUUUGGUCUGAAACCUUUGGAAACGGGGGAUUUUUUUUGUUGGAUUGCCGACGCCCUUUGUGUAACGCGCUUCUUCUGGAUUAUUGGCAUUAAAUAUUGGAAGUGAAGAGAUCGCUCUAUCGCCGAACCAUGAUAUCACAGGCGAUUCAGUAUGCGGAUUACUUCGCACGUUCGAUGCGUAACGACUCCACGGUACCGGGCGGUGGCGUAUACUCAGGUGGUAACGCGACAGCCGUUAGUGGUGUAACGGGUAACGCAUCCAGUACUGGAACGGCGACCGGUACCGAUCUGUUCGAUAUGUAUGCCCGCAACUAUCCGUACGUGUCGUCUACGGAGGAGCAGAACUACAUCGAGCAGCUGAGCGAAGGCCUGCGCAACCAGUCGUCCGGUAAUCGUAGCUACGGUGGUUAUGAUUAUGGGCUGGAACCGAUGCCACUGCCCGAGUGCAGUAACGCCUACUCAGCCGGUCCGUACUUUCAGCUGACCAGCUACUUCCUGUACAUUACCAUCUUCGUGACGGCGGUCAUCGGUAACUCGAUCGUGCUGUUUAUCGUCCAGUCGAACCCGCGGAUGCGCACCGUUACGAACUUCUUCAUCACCAACCUGGCGGUCGGUGAUCUGAUGAUGACGCUGUUCUGCGUACCGUUCACCUUUAUCUCACUGUUCGUGCUGCAGUACUGGCCGUUCGGGCUUGCGAUGUGCCGGUUGGUGAACUACACGCAGGCCGUAUCGGUGCUGGUCAGUGCUUACACACUGGUCGCGAUCAGUGGCGAUCGUUACAUUGCGAUUAUGUGGCCAUUAAGGCCACGCAUCACCAAGACUUGCUCCAAGUGCUUAAUCGGUAUCGUUUGGAUCAUCGCACUGAUUACGGCCGUCCCGAUCGCCAUCUUUUCGACGCUCUAUUUUCCCACCGAUUGGCAUGUGCAGUGUAACGUACCAAUCUGUGCGGAAAAAUGGCCCUCACCGGAGCAGGACGACUACUACACAAUAGCGCUGCUGACCACCCAGUUCAUCGUGCCGCUGGUCGUGCUGAUCUUCACCUACACGCGUAUCGCGAUUGUCGUAUGGGGCAAACGGCCACCGGGCGAGGCCGAAAACUCGCGCGACCAACGGAUGGCAAAAUCGAAGCGUAAGAUGAUCAAGAUGAUGGUGACUGUGGUGAUUGUAUUUACGAUCUGUUGGCUUCCGUUCAACUUCCUCAUGGUAAGUGUGUUCACCUCCUACAACCUUACAGAACUACUUCAUCUCUCUUUCUCUCCCUCCUUCCUUUUCCCCCCAAACAAAUUGCAGCUCAUGAAACUUCCUUCGUCGUGGGAUCUGUUGCCGUACUUCUGGUUCGCCUUCCACUGGCUAGCGAUGUCGCACAGCUGCUACAAUCCGAUCAUCUACUGCUACAUGAACGCGCGGUUCCGCAGCGGCUUCAUACUGGUGCUGCACGGUGUGCCGGGUCUGCAGCAGAUCUGCUGCUGCAUUCGCCAUUCGCCACCGAACAUCGCGCGCAACGUCGGUUCCAGCGUGGCCCUCGCCGGUGAGAUGAAUGGCCUGUACGGUGCCAGCGCACUGCGAAGAAAGGCGGGAGUGCGAGAAUCGAUGAAGUAUCGCAUCUGCAUCGAGUUAACACAUGCACCACAUACAUAAGCACCCGUAGGAAACCGAACCACAACGUACAGGUACAGUCGACGGAGACGUCCCUGUUACGGUGAUACCAGCAGAGCUACGACUAGAGCGCACCAGUCACCGGCACCGGGAGCGUUUUUGGUGGGAUCGGUGGUGCCGGUGGUACGAGAGCCCAGUGCCAGAGUCGUGGCGCAGCGAAUGGCGGACGGCGGAAGCGGCGCUGCUGUCAAAAUGGUGGCGAUGGUGGCGAUUGGAACAAUGGACCCGAUCAACGCAUCGAACUGAUCAUCUUGGAAACGAACGAGGAAGUGGCCGCGCCGGAACCCGAACCCGGCACAAUGCGAACGACGGAGCUUCAUCACGCAAAGGACGAUGGUGUUGGUGGUGGUAACGAUCUUACUAACGUUCGUGGAUAGAUUGGACGUGUGAAUGUGUGGGUAGAUGGCACCCAUUACAUCAUCGAUAUCUGAGGAAAGUGAAACACAAGUGUUAGAAUAUUUCGCUUACAUAUUAUAUAUUGGGGGGAGGAAUGCAACGACGCGUCCUUGUGUUGAUAUCGAGGGUGAGAGGGACGGGGGGAAAAAUGAUUUAAAUAUUCCACCCCCCCCC
Anopheles funestus (African malaria mosquito) is the source of this 4014-nucleotide messenger RNA. Its product is annotated as RYamide receptor. NCBI's taxonomy places the organism in Eukaryota, Metazoa, Arthropoda, Insecta, Diptera, Culicidae. Gene Ontology annotation, cellular component: membrane. The record is from RefSeq and is a predicted model, not a curated record. Gene Ontology annotation, biological process: neuropeptide signaling pathway. The transcript is spliced from 8 exons. Bases 1918 to 3426 code for a protein of 502 amino acids. Gene Ontology annotation, molecular function: neuropeptide Y receptor activity.